GCAACUUGGGAGUUUUAUUUUGAAAUAGGGUGUUUGGCGUUUGAGCUACUUCCAUUUCCGGAGCCAAUGGCGCCGACUCUUGUUUCCACCGAUGAAAGAGUCGGCUGUGAACUUUGAAGGCAAAAUGUCAGAAACCUCAGUGUUUUACUUGGAAACAAAUACCAUCAUGGAGACUGUCAUAAAGACGGCUGCCGAUGUUAUCGGGAAACCAAGAGAAGAAAAUUCCAAAACGGAGGCAAAUACGAGACGUAAGCCAGACUUCGACAGUGUCGUGGAAAUGUUGGCACGGGAGGCGACGAGAAAGAUCAACGCCAUUUUCUCCCAACUGUCCUCACUGCUGCACAACGAAAACAAGACCCUGAAGGCCACAGUGGCACAGCUGGAGAGCGAGCUGAAGACCGUGACGGAAAACUUUGAAAAUGCCAGAAUGUGGAGAGAAAAUGUCCUGAACGGCUGCCCGGUCCUGUUCGAGCAGAGUGGGCUGAUUUUCACGUUGAAGCCAUUCGGGAGGUUAAAAAGAAAAACAGAUAAAGUGACAGAGGGAGCCACAGAUUCGUCGCCUGCUGCUGGGACGCAGAGUGGACAAGAUGCUGACGGUGGAGAGUCGACGAAGGAGGUGAAUUCUGAAGCUGAGUCCUCACCAGCAACUAGACAAGACACUGCAGAGGAUUGUUCCGCAACGAACAUGGCAGAAUCCAAAAACACCGACAGCCAAGACGCACAGGAAGCACAGGUCAAGAAGAGAGGGAGGAUGUUUGUAUGUGACGUCUGUAACAAGAGCUUCAACCGGCAGUUUCAUCUGAUGAAGCACAUGAACACUCACAGAGAACAGCGGCCCUUCGCCUGCAACCAGUGUCCUAGAAAAUUCAGGAAUACAGAAACCUUUGAGUACCACCUGCUGCGCCACGAAGAGAAGAAGUACGCUACCUUCAAGUGCCAGCUCUGUGAGAAGAAGUUCAAAACAAAAAUGCACCUGAAGACUCAUCAGCUCGUACACACGGACACGAGGCCGUUCAUCUGCUCCACGUGUGGGAAGGGCUUCAAAACGAAACACAACCUGCAGGCUCAUCAGGUCGUCCACACCACCGAAAAGCCACACAAAUGCUCAGAGUGCGGGGAGAGCUUCAGGUACGCCUUCACCCUGCAGUGCCAUAAAAGCACUCAUACUGGAGACCACCCUUACAAAUGCACGGAGUGUGGCAAGGCUUUUAUAAAGAGGAGAUCGCUGAGGACGCACCAGUCGGUCCACAGAGGGAAAACCUUCACCUGUGAGACCUGCGGGGCGGGCUUCACCCUUCAGCACAACCUGAAGAGACACAUCCGUAUUCACACUGGUGAAAAACCGUUCAAAUGUAAAGUCUGCGGGAAGCGUUUCAUUCAGGACAACAAGCUGAAAGCACACAUGCUUCUUCACGGUGCUUCAAAGUCGUUCAUGUGCGACCUGUGUGGAAAGACUUUCCUGUACAACUGCCAGCUGCUGAAACACCAGAAAGUGUCUCACGACGAAAGACAGGGUCAGGUCAUCAGAAGACGCACCCGGGAGCGAGGUAACCGCAGAGUUAUCUACCGACGGGACAGAACGACAGUAGAUGUGACGCCGUUCAGCUGCAAGACCUGCCGCAAGGGCUUCGACACUGCGGGUUCACUGAAAAGACAUGAGCUGAUCCACACACGUCAGACACAGUACAACUGCCACACAUGUGGGAAGUCUUUUUUCUACAAAGCCACGUACGACUACCAUCAGCGGAUCCACUCGGGAGAGCGGCCGUUCGGUUGUGACACAUGUGGGAAGAGGUUCAUCAUCCGUCAGGCUCUCAAGUCCCACAAACUGCAGCACUCGGGAGAGAAACCACAUAAAUGCGAGCGGUGCGACAAGGCCUUCAGGAUCUACACAAACUACCUCAGACACUUCCGGAUCCACACGGGGGAGAAGCCGUACGAGUGUGAAGUUUGCGGAGUGAGGUUCAGGCAGCUCGGACACGUCAAGUUUCACAUGCAGGUGCACACAGGAGAGAGACCGUAUUCUUGCAGCAGCUGUGGACUCGGGUUUUCAGAAUCAAGGCUGCUCAAGAGACAUAACUGUAGUGAGAAAUGUCAGAAAAUGCUUGGGAACACGCUCACAACGGCCUGAAACUAAAGCACUGAUUCCAC
Xiphias gladius (swordfish) is the source of this 2151-nucleotide messenger RNA. Its product is annotated as zinc finger protein 431-like. The transcript is spliced from 4 exons. The record is from RefSeq and is a predicted model, not a curated record. Bases 92 to 2131 code for a protein of 679 amino acids. Gene Ontology annotation, molecular function: RNA polymerase II cis-regulatory region sequence-specific DNA binding; DNA-binding transcription activator activity, RNA polymerase II-specific. NCBI's taxonomy places the organism in Eukaryota, Metazoa, Chordata, Actinopteri, Istiophoriformes, Xiphiidae. Gene Ontology annotation, biological process: regulation of transcription by RNA polymerase II. Gene Ontology annotation, cellular component: nucleus.